AUGGCUUUCGUGAUGAUCCGAGAAGCCAAGGAGGGAGAUUGUGGAAACAUCCUGAGGCUGAUUCGGGAACUCGCUGAGUACGAGAAACUCUCAGACCAGGUGAAGAUCAGUGAAGAAGCCCUGAGAGCAGAUGGCUUUGGAGAGACUCCUUUCUAUCACUGUUUGGUGGCAGAGAUUCUUUCUGCACCGGGGGAGCCACAGGGGCCCUGUGUGGUGGGCUAUGGGCUAUAUUACUUCAGCUACAGUACAUGGAAGGGACGAAAUAUUUAUCUAGAAGACAUCUAUGUGAAGCCAGAAUAUCGAGGUCAGGGGAUUGGUUCCAAAAUAAUCAAAAAAGUGGCUGAGGUGGCUCUGGAUAAGGGCUGCUCCCAGUUACGCCUGGCAGUCCUGGACUGGAACAAGAGGGCUAUGGACUUGUACAAGGCCCUUGGAGCCCAAGAUCUGACGGAAGCUGAGGGCUGGCACUGCUUUCGCUUUGAAGGAGAGGCGAUGAGGGAGUUGGCAGGAAAGUGA
Molecule: messenger RNA, 513 nt
Organism: Rangifer tarandus platyrhynchus (Svalbard reindeer)
Lineage: Eukaryota; Metazoa; Chordata; Mammalia; Artiodactyla; Cervidae
Source: the annotation of a GenBank genome assembly